AUGAGUCUGUGCAGCUUGGACUUGGCCUGUGACGUGGUCAGUCCAAAGUCGAACUGGAGCAGGUCGUCCAAAAUUGUUGACGAGAUGUUCAGGUCCUGUUUCAGGAUGGCCUUGACUUCCUUGGCUGUCAUGGUGAACCCGAGCUCGGCCAGAAUCCGGCUCACCACCACCAUUUGUGGACGGUCAAUGCCGCAGUACUCCAGCACGGUAUCCAGCAGGUUGCAAUGGUUGAGCAUGAUCUUAACGUUGGAAUGUUUCAAGAACGGGAACACCGCAAUGAUCUCGGAUGCGACCUUGAUGCAUUCGGCGUCGAAGAACGGUAGCAGCUCUGGUGGCUCGCCUGGCUGCGAAACAAUAUCAAAGUCGAUCUCUUUGUACUUGGUUGGCCCAGACCCCUCGUCUUUAUCGAUCGAACGGUACACAUCGUCGAUACGGUAG
Ogataea philodendri is the source of this 438-nucleotide messenger RNA. RefSeq lists its product as uncharacterized. The transcript has a single exon. The coding region runs from base 1 to 438 and encodes 145 amino acids. Lineage: Eukaryota; Fungi; Ascomycota; Pichiomycetes; Pichiales; Pichiaceae. The record is from RefSeq and is a predicted model, not a curated record.